GUGAAAGGUUAUUAUUAUUUUUUAAACUAAGUAAAUUGCUUUUUCUCCCAAUUUACUCAAAGCAGUACCUUACACUACAAAAACUAGCAACUGGUUUCCUCUUAAUGUCUAAACAACAUCAUUGUUAAAAAUUAGAGAUUUUGUCACAAUUUGUAUUUUUUAAAGGUAAGGUAAAUAAAGUAUCUUAUUAUACAGAAUUACAAGGUCUCAUUCUUGUACAUUUCGCUCUUCCCAAAUAUUCUGCAAUCAGAACCCUGAUUGCAAAACUAAGUACAUGGGUUUUCAAAAGACACCGGGCCAGAGAAUUCUUUCAUCCUAGUCCCAAUCUCGCCCCUGAAAGCGUGGGACAGGAAAGGCUGCGCCACGGGAUAUAAAUGAGGGCUUAUAAGGCCGUCGGAGGCCGCGGGGCUUGGGAGGCAGGCAAGGACCCAGCGUUUCAUUGCAAAGUCGAGACGACCUGGGCUGCCGUGACGCCGCAGUCGCCGGCCUUAGUUUCCCCCGCCCUGCCCGAGCGCGGCCGCGCCUCUCGCUCGAAUCCGGGUACUGCCGGCGACUCGGGUCGGUCCCUUCCGGUUGGUUCCGGCGUCCGGCCUGACAUGCCGGCGCUGCGGCUGCUGCCGCUGCUGGCGCGGGGGCUGCGGCUUGGGAAGCUCCGCGCUUCCGCAGGCCUGGCCUCCGCUGCCCGGGCCCACGCCGCUUGUUGCUGGACCCCGCCCCGGCCCAGCGCACUACCCUCGGGCCCCGGGCCCCGCCCUGGCCUCAACCUCUCCUCCAGCCCCUGUUUGCGGCCCGCCACCGCCGCUGCCGCCAGCCCAUACGCGCCGCCCGCAUGCGCCGCGACCAUGGAGCGCGCCGAAGCGGGAGAAAUUAAUUCCAAUGAGUGUGAAAAUGAAUCAAGAAAAAAGAAAAUGUCGGAGGAAUUUGAAGCCAAUACUAUGGAUUCUCUGGUAGACAUGCCAUUUGCUACUGUAGAUAUUCAGGAUGACUGUGGAAUCACUGAUGAACCUCAAGUAAAUUUGAAGAGAAGUCAAGAAAAUGAAUGGAUCAAGAGUGAUCAAGUAAAGAAGAGGAAAAAAAAGCAAAAAGAUUAUCAACCCAACUAUUUCCUAUCCAUUCCAAUCACCAACAAAGAGAUUAUAAAAGGAAUUAAGAUCGUGCAAAAUGCAAUAAUACAACAAGAUGAGCGACUGGCCAAAGCAAUGGUCAGCGAUGGUUCCUUUCAUAUUACCCUGCUGGUGAUGCAAUUAUUAAAUGAAGAUGAAGUAAACAUUGGUAUUGAUGCUCUUUUGGAAUUGAAACCAUUCAUAGAAGAACUCCUCCAAGGAAAACAUUUGACUUUGCCCUUUCAAGGGAUUGGCACUUUUGGAAAUCAGGUUGGAUUUGUGAAGCUGGCAGAAGGGGAUCAUAUAAACUCACUUUUGGAGAUAGCAGAGACUGCAAAUAGGACAUUUCAAGAAAAAGGCAUCCUGGCAGGAGACAGCAGAAGUUUUAAGCCUCAUUUGACCUUCAUGAAGUUGUCAAAAUCACCAUGGCUCCGUAAGAAUGGAGUGAAAAAAAUAGAUCCUGAUUUAUAUGAAAAGUUUAUCAGUCACAGAUUUGGAGAAGAAAUAUUAUAUCGCAUAGAUCUUUGUUCCAUGCUGAAGAAAAAACAAAGUAAUGGUUAUUAUCACUGUGAAUCUUCCAUUGUGAUUGAGAUCCUUUGAUAUUGUAUCUGACUGUAAUAUGUUUUAUAUAAAAUGCCUAAGGGACUAAGUGUGAGCAACUGAGAAAACAACAGUUUGUCAAUUCAUGAAUUGUGGUUCUAUUUGAUCUUCUGUUGACUGGAGUAAUGAUUCAGGUGAGUAUUUUGUCUUGAUUCUGGCUAUGAGUAAAGGAAGCUGCAAUUGACCAUCACAGUUUUAUAUUUGGUACCAGAGAACCAUAGCUGCCAAAUAUAUGUUCAUUGCCAACAACUUGGAUCAUGAUCAGUGGAAGCUUUUACCUAAGCAGUCAGUGUUAGUAUAAUAAGAUUUAGAGAAAGGCAGUUUCAUGGUUUUGCUGCUUGUUCUCCAGCCAUGUAUUUUAGCAAUUGCAAUUUUGUUUAUUAGUGUGGCAUACAUUAAUAUGUAUGUGAUAGAUUUUUUUUUUUAUUAGCAUGACACUCUUUUUCAGUGAUUUACUUUUUAGGCUUCCCCCCCCCCCCCUUUUUUGCUGUAUAAAAUUACUUAUAGACCCUUUUAAUCACUUUCUUAAUAUUAAUUGACCAAAAAGCAGAUACACAUUUUUAUUAAAAGGUAAACACAGAGCACUAGCAGACACUAGUAGUUUGCCUAUUCUGAGCACAUUUUCUUCCUUUUGGCUGGGAUACAGUGGGCCUCAGGCCACGUGGGCCUGACUUUUGCUCCGGGGGUGAUUAGCUCCAUUCUUCUUCCUAGUGAUUAGUGAAGGAAGUGGUGUGUGACCCAAUUUCAAUAUAUGUGAGAAGUCUGCUGGGGACCUCAGCAGUUUUCUUAUUCUUAAUCUACUGACUAGUAUUUGUAUUAUGGGACAUGGCUGCUUUCUAAGUUAAGUGCCUUUAAUCUGUUAAUUCUCUAGACCUUUCAGAGGAGAAACCAACAUCUUUCACGAGAAGAAAAGAAACGUAUUUCAGAAAUGCCAAUAGGACCCAAUGAGUUGAUAAAAAGAGAUUUAGAGGGAAGGGACUACCAUUUUUUAGCUGUCAAGUAUUAGGUGUACUUUGCUACCAUCUUAGCCAUGUUGGACACUGGGUGACUGUAAGUACACAUGCUGAGCGUGGGACACUAGGAGGAUGAGCCGUGAUGAUCUUGUCAAGCCACUGAAUUAACCACUUCUAGAGUGACACUACCAUAGCUUAUAGGAUUAUAGGAGAUAAUGACAUUUAUUUUUAAGCCAGACGAAUCAAUAAUUUUUGAUAUUUGCAGCUGAGUGCAUCCUAACAGAUACACAUUUCAGUUGUGGAUUAAGAAAUGUAUGAACAGAAAAUAGAUUCAGUGGGAUAUUUAAACGACAGUUCUGACAGUUACCACAUGUUGUUAAAAGGAUCCAUAAACAGACUAAUCAGAAUGAAUACUGACAGGGCCUAUUGGAGGCAUGUCAACCGGGGCCGUGGUGGACCAUGACAGAUUUUGAGACCUGCCAAGAGCAGCCUUGAUUUAACAGCAUUUUAUCUGGUAUAAAUAAAUUUUCUUUUAUUUUGAGGAUUCACUUUCAUUCUUCCUUAUCCCUUUAAGUGUUAUUAGAGGAAAAAAAGCUUUAAUAAUAAUAUAUUGAGUUAUUAAAGUACCUUUUAUUUGAAGCUUGACAUACCAGGAAAUGUGACUGACUGCUGUCUUGCCCAAGGUCAAACAGUGGGCCACUUUCGGAACUAAAUAUAGAUUGAGAGUAUUCCACAUGAAGAAUAAUUAGGACCUGUGAAAAACCUCCAGUGACUUAGAAAUUGUAGAACCAAAUUUUCUGUUGUUUAUAUUGUUAAACUACAAGUAAAAUCUUCUCAUUGGGCCCUGUUAGUGUUUCUGAAAUAUGUUUCUUUUCUUCUUGUGAAGGAUGUUGGUUUCUCCUCUGAAAGGUCUAGGGCAUUAAAAGAUUAAAAGCACUUGACUAAGAAAGCAGCCAUGUCUGAUAAUACAAAUACUGGUCAGUAGAUUAUUCUUUUCUUUUUUUUUUUUUUUCCAAAUAAGGUUUUAACAUCCAAACAUUUAACUUGUUUUUGAGAAAGUAACUCAUGUUAGUUUUUGUGAUUUCAUUAAUGCUUGAAAAAGGUCAGACUGUAAAAAGCAGGGCUAAACAGUAUCUGUCUAGAAUAAAUGACUGUUACUGACCUUUGUUCUCCUGUUACUGUUUUGAGUUAAUACACUGUCCAAUGUGAUUUGACACAAUGGGAAUGCUGGGCUCCUUCCAGCUGCACUAGGGCCAUGACUUCAGAUGGGGGGCUCGUACCCUCCUUGGGCCCUGGCUCUCUCACCUAUUCUGGCAGCACCCCUUGACAUAAGAGUUAACUUUACCACAAGCUAUGUGAUGAUCAUAUUAGCUCGUAGUAUGUGUUCAAUAAACAGUGGCUGGAAUUAAACUGGUAGCAGAGUAUGCUGUAAAUGUAAGGUGUCCAGAUACCUGCUGGGACUUGUCAGCCCUUCUUUCAGCCUCUUACAUCCAGUGCUCUACUGCUGUUAUGUCCUCUAAACAGGGAGAUAAAUUUUCCUCCGUAUUUCUCGGGGAAAAGGCUUUGACAAUACAUGCCGUUAAAUGUUGGGCCACACACAUAGAAAAUAACUGACUGAAUAGUAACCAUGGAGUAGGCAUUUGAAAAUUGGCACUAAGCAGAAAUGCAUCAGCAGAGAUUUUAGAAUGACUCGUGGAUUGGUGAAGAAAAAGGAAUUCUUUGGUAGCUCUUGGUAUCUACUUGUUUCUUCCCCUUUCCUAAAUGUACAUAUGCUGUAUAUGGCACCUUAUGCUUUUCUGUCUUCUGUUUUAUAGAAAAAAAAUUCUCUUUCCAAUUGCUAUACAUGUUAAAAUUGUAUAGCAUAUGGCAGUUUCAAAUACAAAUACCUCUAACUUUUAGUUUUAGAGAAAAACAAAAGCACCGUAAAGAGAAGUAAAAAGUCUGUUGAAAAUAUGACUAAAGUAGGAAUAAUGGUUUAACAAAAAAGAUUCUUGGCUUCCAGAUUUCACAGUUAAGGCUGAUUCUUUUUGCAGGUAAUUAAGAACAGGACUUAACCAGUGAGAUUUAUAGAUAAAGUUUUUCAGUUAUGGUUUAAUUGUGUUGUUUCAGAAUCUUUCUCUUUGGUUACAAAAUGACUACAAAGGUGCAGCAGUGGCUCAGCAAUAAAGGAGAGCAUCUUUUGGGUCUGGGUGAUAGAUGUAUGCCUAUCGUGGAUUGAUUAUUGAGAGCUGAAUUUUUUUUUUUUUUUUUUGAGAUGAAGUCUUACACUGUCACCCGG
Messenger RNA from Chlorocebus sabaeus (green monkey), 4934 nucleotides. NCBI's taxonomy places the organism in Eukaryota, Metazoa, Chordata, Mammalia, Primates, Cercopithecidae. The record is from RefSeq and is a predicted model, not a curated record.